AUGACUUCCAGCCCUAAGGACAACUUCACCAUUGAAAUCCGGCCGUCGUUUGAGGACAAGGAGCCACUUUCCCCCAGUGAAGAUGAGUGUCGGAUCGUCAUCACCGACUGUGAGAUGAUGGUGAGCGGCGACAAAAUAGCCGACGUGGACAAUAACCUCUCUCCCUGGUCCGGAAAAGAGACGCCGUCCGUCUUUGACGAAGGCGACCUGUCGAGAAGCGACAGCCAUCCACGGCGACACCACAAGCACCACCGGCGACAUCACCGUCACAACAACCGGGCGUCGCAGGCCGAGGACCUGUCCGUGGGCCGGUGCCAGUCCAGGCUGGUCAUCGAGGAUGACUUCCCGUCGGACUGCGAGACCGUGGCCACGACCAAGUCGGAGAGCGUCUGGUCCGAGAAGAAGGAGGGGAGGAAGCACAAGCGGAAACGCAAGAAGAAGCGGAAGCAGAACAAGCCCAGCGAGGCUGAGGAAGAGGCCGAGGAAGACCAGGAAGGCAGGCGGGACAAGAAGGCCGAGAUGAUUGUGGUCACUGUGAGUGCCGUCAUACUCACCAUAGCCCUGUUGCUCAUCGGGAUCACGCUUGCACUCACGCCGAAGAUUGACGAGAUGGACUUCCUGGUGCGCGUGUGCAUCAUGUCAAUAGCCAUUCUACUAGCAAUGAUGGCUAAUGGCUUCUGUGAGCCGCAGGGCCGGCGAAAACUAGCCGUUCACGCGAUCUAA
This is a messenger RNA of Ixodes scapularis (black-legged tick), 723 nucleotides long. RefSeq lists its product as uncharacterized. NCBI's taxonomy places the organism in Eukaryota, Metazoa, Arthropoda, Arachnida, Ixodida, Ixodidae. Bases 1 to 723 code for a protein of 240 amino acids. The transcript has 2 exons. The record is from RefSeq and is a predicted model, not a curated record.